Messenger RNA from Phaedon cochleariae (mustard beetle), 963 nucleotides. The record is from the annotation of a GenBank genome assembly. NCBI's taxonomy places the organism in Eukaryota, Metazoa, Arthropoda, Insecta, Coleoptera, Chrysomelidae.
GUUCUGAUUUGGCAGUUCUGUUCUGAAAGUUAUUCGGGUUGUCCCAGUACAGUCUACGAACUACACUGUUCUUUGGCUUGAAAGUAGCGAACGAAAUAAAUAAAUACAAAAUGUUUGCCUGUACCAGACUGAUUGCCCCAGCUACCAGGAGUGCUCUCAUUGCCAGCUCUAAACAAUACCUGAGGCCACUGAGCAGUGUAGUUAGUCAAAGCCAGAUUCAAGUACAAAAUGUGCAGCAACACAAACAGCCAUCUCUUUUACCUGCUAUUCGUAGUUUCCAAACCUCACCAGUCAGCAGGGACAUUGAUUCUGCUGCCAAAUUCAUUGGUGCUGGAGCUGCCACAGUAGGAGUUGCUGGAUCAGGAGCUGGUAUCGGAACAGUAUUCGGUUCCCUCAUCAUCGGUUACGCCAGAAACCCCAGCCUGAAACAACAACUUUUCUCGUACGCCAUCUUGGGUUUCGCCUUGUCCGAAGCCAUGGGACUCUUCUGUCUCAUGAUGGCGUUCCUGUUGUUGUUCGCCUUCUAAGUCGAGGCGUUUUACGCCGAUUAUUCACCAUUUAUUCCACAGUCUGUUACGGCAACAUCGCGUAACUUCAUGUCAUCUUUAAAGAAUAACUUUAGGACUAUUAAUUUGUGUUCGCUCUGUAUGAAUAUGUGACCGAUCAGAUUUACAUCAGAGAAUUUGGGCUUACUUUCACGAGGAAUGAUUGUCAUGUAUUUAUCAGGAGUUUUCUCAAGUGUUUUCUAGGAAAAUAUGCAGUAAACACACAUAUUGUACAUUGUUAGAAAUUUUAUUGUAAAUCCUUUUUCCUUUUACUUUUUUUUUAAUGUCCAACCAAUAUACAACCAGAGCUGUUAUCAAUUAUUUAUAAGGAUAAUAAAUUGUUUUCAUUUUAUACUCAUCUUUGAUGUUAAUUAUAAUCCAAAAAUAGUUCAACUGAAAUACAGUUUCCAAAUUGAGU